Pseudogymnoascus verrucosus is the source of this 2996-nucleotide messenger RNA. RefSeq lists its product as uncharacterized. NCBI's taxonomy places the organism in Eukaryota, Fungi, Ascomycota, Leotiomycetes, Thelebolales, Thelebolaceae. The transcript is spliced from 3 exons. The record is from RefSeq and is a predicted model, not a curated record. Bases 638 to 2734 code for a protein of 698 amino acids. Gene Ontology annotation, cellular component: membrane. Gene Ontology annotation, biological process: transmembrane transport.
CCCACUCCCAUACUCUCAUACACAGUCUUAUCCCCAGCCAAUCCUCCCCGGCCUCUCCCGACCUCCCCCCCCAUUGUGAUCGCGUGCCUCUGAUCGUUUCCCUGUUCUAUCCAAUUUGUACUCCAUCGUUCUCUGCCAAUCCCAUGCCAUGGCCGCCAUCCUUCCGAUUUUCCGACACAGCCUCACUUUGUUCGCACAACCGCACUAGUUGGUCUUACCCACGCUGCGCCUCGAUAGGCACGUGCACGCUUUAUUUGGUUUGGCAGUUCAGCCUUGUUCAACCUCUCGAGCCAAGUAUCUCUGGGCCCUUGGCCGACAAAUAGAUUGUUCGCGAUCCGUCUCCAAAAGAAACUUGCCGACGGGCUGUGUCUAUUGAGCAGAGCUUUAUCUCAUCGACGAAGACGCUCUUAAGAGGGCCUCCCUUCUCGAUCUCGAUCUGCUCGACUGCUGCAAGUAAUUUUUUUUAAGAAUACCAGCUCCCAUUGCAUCUCAUCUUCAUGGCCGUCUGUGCGUCGCGAUAAGAGCAACAGCUAAGCUGUACUUCAACUUGUGCCAACUGAGGAUUUGGCACGGCUACCCUUGCAUCCAAGCACACGACAUUCGCGCGGCAGCAUCUUACCCUCGAGAAUGCCCAGCAAUGGCUCACACUGAAAUGGAACCAGACACUGACACCAGUCGCAUUCGAAACUGGCGAUCAAUUGUCACAUUGCUCGUUUUCAUCAUCACCAACUGCAUCGUCCUGUUCCCUUUCCAUAUCCCAAUUUACGUCCCUCGGUCGCUCUCAAAUGCGUUCCUUGAUACCCUGAGCACAUUGCGAGUAAUAUCGCCGCGCUCUCACCAUGACAGUGAUGAUAAUGGCAAAGUCAAGCCCUUUGUGCGGCUGAACUUCCCCAUGAACUUUGUAACUGCGCCCCUAAUAGCAGACCUAUUUCUACUUGCCAUCCUAGCUAUCGGCCGCAAGGAGGUCCACGAUGGCACGAUUGGCGCAGACAACAUCUCCCCAAUUGAUAUCAUGGCCUUCUUCAUCACGUUGGCGUACAUCGCCAUUUCCAUCGACGCUUCCGGCCUGAUCAGAUUCUUGGCAUUCAAGGUUCUCCAAAAAGGUGGUAAAGUUGGGCACCGGCUGUUCUUCUACCUCUAUAUCUUCUUCUUUGGCCUGGGCAGCUUCAUAGGGAACGACCCCAUCAUUCUGUCCGGCACCGCCUUUCUCGCCUACAUGACCCGCGUGUCGAGCAACAUCGUUCACCCCCGGGCAUGGAUCCACACUCAAUUCGCUAUAGCAAACAUUGCGUCCGCGAUCCUCGUCUCCUCUAACCCGACCAACCUUGUCCUCGCUGGUGCUUUUAACAUCAAGUUCAUCAAUUACACCGCAAACAUGAUUGUGCCUGUUGUUGUCACGGCCAUUGUCCUCUUCCCUUUCUUGCUUUACAUCAUCUUCGCGGACGAGUCUCUUAUCCCGCUCUCGAUCAAGAUGCACGAACUGUCAGAUGAAGCGAAAUCGAGAAAACCCGCAAAUCCCAACAUUCCUCACUCUAGGGGAAAUGUCGAGGAAGAAGAGAUCUUGGCGGCAAACGACGAGCAGGCCAACACUCUCUCCUUGGAGGAGAUUAUGAAUCCAUUCCUAGACAAGGGAGGCGCGGCAUUCGGAGCCGCUGUCAUGGCGGCGACUCUUGUUACUGUUCUCGCGCUCAACGCUGCUAGCCAGAGCGGCAACGAACGUCCUGUUUACUGGGUGACUUUGCCGGGCGCGUUUGUCAUGUUUUGCUGGGACUUGGGAUUCGGGUGGUUCCAUCGGGAGGAGACACGCAGUAUCGCGCGCAAAGGCCGGCAAGAAGUCGAGGCUGCUCGAGCCGAACGUGCAAACAGAGAGUCUGCUCUUGACCAGGAGGGCCCAGUAUUCGGACAUGCCAUGGUUCUGACAGAGUCGCCUGUGGCUGAACCAGCUCGGGCAACUGAGAACGAGGGACAAACCCACACGCCAACCCCGUCCGAUCGAUCAGCUAGCGCUAUUGGUAUUCUCGACGAGAAGCAGGAGUUAGAUCGAGAUUCUGCUUCCAAACCCCGAGUCGUAGUGACUUUGAGCGAACCGGCGGACGACAAGAUACCACCAUCUGAGCGAAGUCAAAAACAUGAGCGUGCAACGCUUACAUCGCUCGGUGCAGAUGCUUACAGAUGGUCUCAGGAGACAUUCCCUACCGUCACGGCCGUUCUAGCGCAUCUACCGUUCGCACUUAUUCCCUUUGCUUUCACCAUGUUCAUCCUUGUGCAAGCGCUGGUUACCAAAGGUUGGGUAUCUGUCUUUGCCUACGGAUGGGAUCAUUGGGUUUCCAAGACAGGGACUGUCGGUGCCAUUGGCGGCAUGGGUUUCCUGUCUGUUGUUCUUUGCAAUUUUGCCGGCACCAAUAUCGGCACCACCAUUCUUCUGUGCCGUGUAGUCCAAGCAUGGACGGAUAUCCACGACGAAAACCUAAUCCCCAUCAGCAAUCGGACAUUUUGGGCAACAGUAUAUGGAAUGGCUAUUGGCGUGAACUAUGGAGCGUUCAGCACGGCAUUCAGUGCGUCGCUUGCUGGUAUGCUAUGGAGGGAUAUCCUCGCUCGGAAACACAUCCAUGUUAAGAGGCUCGAUUUUGCACGGGUGAAUCUUCCAAUCAUCGCAAUCUCGAUGGCCGUCGGUUGUACCGUCCUCGUUGGCCAGGUCUAUAUUGUUCGAGAUACCUCGCCUUACAAUGCGUGAAGAUGAGUAAUUCUUCACAUAGUGCUGGCGACGACGUCUUUAAGCUUUGAGGUGUGACUGGUGGUAGGGGAAAUACUAUUUCUCCACAACCACUCUGAUCCCACAAUCAUUACCGCAUCAACCCAAUAUCAGCACACACAUACCCCGGAUUCUUCGUCUGGCCCAUCGAAACAUUUAGCAAUUUCACGAACUUAACGACUAAAAGUAGCGUUGUACAUAGAUAUAUUAUAAUUGAUCCUCUCAAUAGAUUCUGGCGAUAACA